Messenger RNA from Clarias gariepinus (North African catfish), 2216 nucleotides. It is a transcript of the gene riok3, whose product is annotated as RIO kinase 3 (yeast). Gene Ontology annotation, biological process: protein phosphorylation; maturation of SSU-rRNA. The record is from RefSeq and is a predicted model, not a curated record. Lineage: Eukaryota; Metazoa; Chordata; Actinopteri; Siluriformes; Clariidae. Gene Ontology annotation, molecular function: protein serine/threonine kinase activity; ATP binding. The transcript has 13 exons. The coding region runs from base 189 to 1703 and encodes 504 amino acids. Gene Ontology annotation, cellular component: preribosome, small subunit precursor; cytosol.
UUUACACAAAAACCCGAGCACGGUUUUUACCAAGUGUCUGAGUUUAAGUUCAGGUUUAAAUAGGCGUGUGAGCGUAGUUAACACACACACAUACACACACCGCUAGUAUAAGCACUGUCUUAGCUGAUAAUUUAAGUAAUUUAUUGGUUUAGUUUGUUAUAUCUUGAGAUAAAUCGUGAGUUGCCGUUAUGGAUCAAGUGAGCGCAGGCCAAGGGGAAAUAAAGAAUCCAUGGGGUAAAGUAAACGUCCCAGCAACCACUUCCUCUCUGACAGAUGUGAUGAGUGAACAGCUGGCCAAGCAGCUACAUGAGGAGUUUAACCCCUCCACUACCUGUAAUGAUGACUUGGACGUUGCCAGUUUCCAGCAGGACGCAGAUACAGAUAGCGACCUGAUGUUGGCUCAGAUGCUUCAGAUGGAGUUUGACAGGGAAUUUGACACACAGUUACGCAGAGAAGAAAAGAAAUUCAACGGAGAGAGCAAAGUGUCGAUUUCCUUUGAAAACUACCGCAUGGUUCACCCGUUUGAGGACAGCGACAGCUCUGAUGAUGAGGUAGACUGGCAGGACACGCGCCACGACCCUUAUCGCCUUGAAAAGCCAACCACUACACCAAAGAAAGGUUUUGUAGGGAAAGGCAAGAACAUCACCACGAAACAUGAUGAGGAGGUCUGCGGACGCAAAAACACCGCACGCAUGGAUAAUUUUGCUCCAGAGGUGCAUGUCGGUGACGGGAUAAGCAUGGACCUGAAGUUGUCGAAUCAAGUGUACAAUCAUCUGAAAAGACAUUGUCAGGCCGAGCAGAAACGCAGUGCCCGGCUCCAUGAGAAGAAGGAGCACUCCACCGCUGAGCAGGCAGUGGACUCCAAGACCAGAUUGCUCAUGUACAAAAUGGUGAACGCAGGAAUCCUGGAGAACAUUAAUGGAUGUAUCAGUACAGGGAAAGAGUCUGUGGUGUUCCAUGCUGAUGGAGGGAGCUUUGAAGAGAUGCAAAUUCCAAAGGAGUGCGUCCUCAAGGUCUUCAAGACUACGCUGAAUGAAUUCAGGAACCGGGACAAAUACAUUAAGGACGAUUACCGCUUUAAAGAACGCUAUAGUAAGCUGAAUCCUCGUAAGAUCAUCCAUUUGUGGGCUGAAAAGGAGAUGCACAACCUGGCCAGGAUGAAGAAAGCUGGGGUUCACUGCCCAGAAGUGGUGAUUCUGAAGAAACAUAUUCUUGUGAUGUCUUUUAUCGGUCAGAACCAUGUGCCAGCUCCUAAGAUAAAAGACGCCAUGCUGACUUCGGAAGACAUGAAGAAAGCAUAUUACCAAGUCCUACAGAUGAUGCAGCAGCUGUUUAAACAGUGUAACCUUGUUCAUGCUGACCUAAGUGAAUAUAAUAUGCUCUGGCAUGAAGGAAAGGUAUGGUUAAUUGAUGUGAGCCAGUCUGUUGAGCCCACUCACCCUCAUGGUCUGGAGUUUCUGUUUCGGGACUGCAGGAACGUUUCCACAUUUUUCCAAAAAGCUGGAGUUACAGAAGCCAUGGACGUGUAUGAUCUCUUUAACACGGUGUCUGGACUGAAAAUCAGCAGCGACAAUGAGGCAGAUUUCUUAGCCCAGAUUCACGAACUGGAAAAGAUCAACGAGGACCACGUCCAAAAGCGAAUCAAGCAAGCCUGUGCCGAUAUUUGCGAAAAUGGCCCGCCCUUGUUAAAUGAAGAUGAUUAACAAUAAGAUAACCAGAUAACCAGAAAAGUCUGGUCAAAUCGCAAGUCGUGAGGUGUCAAAUGUCAGGAUGUUUAAAUGCACUACACAGCGUUUUCUGCUGCCUUGGCAUCUGAAACAUCCUUCUUUAACCAUGUUUUGAUGGACUGCUUCAAAUGGCAAGCAAGUUGUGUAUUAAUAUAUCAAAUAUAUUAAUACAAGGCAGCAUCAAAUCUGCUGUUUGAGCGCAGCCUGUUAACGAUCAGUUUUGCAAUAUGGGCAAAUAAUGGGGCAGAAAUAAAAUGACAAAUAUAACUAAAUUAGUAAAUAUGGCAUGGUGUCAUAUAACUCUCUUUACAUAGAGUAGUGGUUAGAGUGGAUUGAAUGGCUAUUUAAAGCAUUCUGUACCGAACAUAUGAGGCGUGUUGAUGUAUUCAGAAUCUUGUGGCUUUAUGUUCAUGUUGCUAAUUGCUGGCUUCAUGUGAUCUUUUAAAACUCCUGGAGGAAAUGAAUAAAAGUUGAAAUUGGCAAACGAAA